ACAAGCUAAUGAUUUCAUAACAUUUAGAUGACACAUAUUUCAACUGUUAUGCAUUGAGGGAGUGUACAUAGAAAUCUAGGACGAAAAGUAGUUUGUCUUAAACAAGACACAGCACUUUUAUUUUGAAAUGAGCACCCCAGUGGCGUUCGCUGGUUCGCUAUGCCCCAGGCAUGCGCAGUUGGUAGAAGUCGCCAACCGCUGCCGGUUACCGACGUUCGAGGGUCUCCACAGCAAUCUUUCCAGACAGCUUCUUCAGGCCUUGGUGCCCGCGUUUUAUUCGAAGUGGGUCGAACGCAGUGAAAAUAAGGUCUUUUGAGGAUAUUGGCGCAGAAAAACCUCACACAACUUGAAUAUUUUUCAAACUGCAAAAGAUGAAGCUGUGGUGGGGCUGGGCGUGUGUGCUUCUCCUCUCCCUCCUGGCUCUCUCUGUGUCCCAGGCUGAGGCUCAGGAUGACCUGGAGAUGGAGGAUGAAACGGAGGAAGCUAUGGUGGAAGACAUGGUAGCGGAUGGGGAAGACUCGGCAGAGAUAGAGGGAGAAGUCGAGGGAGAGGCGGAAGGGGAGAAGGGAGCCGAUGCCAACGUCUCCUUCCAGGUGACCUACAAGACUCCUGUUCCCAUCGGAGAGGUGUACUUCUCAGAGACCUUUGAUGACGGCUCACUGGACAGGUGGCAAGUGUCAAAGACAAUGAAGGAAGAUGCAGACGAUGAAAUUGCUAAAUAUGAUGGUAAGUGGUCUGUGGAGCAGCUGAAGGAGAAUAAAGUACCAGGAGAUAUGGGUCUGGUUCUGAAGUCCCGGGCCAAACAUCACGCCAUCGCCUCCCUGCUGGACAGACCCUUCAUUUUCCAGGACGACGCCCUAGUCGUACAGUAUGAGGUGAAUUUCCAAGAUGGUAUUGACUGUGGUGGAGCCUACAUCAAACUGCUGUCAGACGAAGAUGACCUGGAUCUGGAGCAGUUUCAUGACCACACCCCCUACACCAUCAUGUUUGGUCCUGAUAAGUGUGGCGAGGACUACAAGCUGCACUUCAUCUUCCGCCACAGGAACCCUCUGAACAAAGAUCUAGAGGAGAAACACGCCAAGAGGGCCGACGUCGACCUGAAGAAGUUCUACACCGACAAGAAGACUCAUCUCUACACACUGGUCCUGAACCCAGACAACAGCUAUGAGAUCCUGGUAGACCAGAGCAGUGUUAGUCGUGGCUCUCUGCUUCAUGAUGUGGUUCCUCCUGUCAACCCCACCAAGGAGAUAGACGAUCCCACUGACUCUAAACCUGAAGACUGGGACGAGAGGGCCAAGAUACCAGACCCAGAGGCUGUCAAACCUGACAACUGGGAUGAGGAGGCUCCAGCUAAGAUCCAGGACCCUGAUGCUGUGAAGCCAGAGGGAUGGCUGGACGACGAGCCAGAGUUUGUAGCCGACCCCGCCGCUGACAAACCAGACGACUGGGAUGAGGAGAUGGAUGGAGAGUGGGAGGCCCCUCAGGUUCCUAACCCAGUGUGUGAGACAGCCCCUGGAUGUGGGCAGUGGAAACCCCCUACCAUCAACAACCCUCAGUACAAGGGCAAGUGGAAGGCCCCUCUGGUGGACAACCUCAACUACCAGGGUGUGUGGAGCCCGCGUAAGAUCCAGAACCCGGACUACUUUGAGGACCUGGCUCCGUUCCAGAUGACAUCAUUCAGAGCUGUGGGGCUGGAGCUCUGGUCUAUGACAUCAGAGAUCUACUUUGAUAACUUCAUCAUCACUUCGUAUAAAGAGGUGGCUGAUCGCUGGGCUGGAGACAGCUGGGGACUCAAGAAACUGGUGGCUAGUGCCAACGAGCCAGGUGUGUUUGCCCAGUUGACCAUGGCAGCGGAGGAGAGACCGUGGCUCUGGGUGGUCUACAUACUGACUGUUGGUCUGCCCAUAGGACUGACUGUGUUAUUCUGCUGGCCCAAGAAAUCAGACGAUGACUAUGUGUACAAGAAGGUGGACCCGCCUAAACCUAAUGUAGAAGAGGAGGAGGAAGAUGAUGAAGAAGAGGAGGAGGAGGAAGAGGAAGAUAAGGGGGUCCAAGCAGCUGAGGCCAAAGCUACUGAGAGUCCAAAACCUGCAGAAGCGAAGAAAGAGAAGGCGGAGGAGGAGAGCGGGGCGGCUGGAGGGGACAGCGUAGAGGAUGAGGAGGAGGAGGAGGAUGAAGGAGAGGAGGAGGAAGAGACCAAGUCCAAUGAGGCAGCAUCGGAUGAUGUCAGUGCUGAGAAGGAGGAGGCAGACGAUGGGGGCCACAGCGUGGGGGACGGACACAAACAGGCUGUGAGGAAGAGGAGGGUACGGAAAGACUGAUGAAGACCAACGACAACAAAUGAAGCCUUCUCUCUCUCUCUUUCUCAUCUCUGCAUGCCCUCUUCUCCGGGGAAUAAGGGGUUUCAACUCGCCCCCUCGCUCACCCCUCAAACAGCAUUCACACCCCUCCUCCUUCCAACUGGUGGUCCUAGUGACCAAGAUACUGCCCCUCCUCCUUCCAACUGGUGGUCCUAGUGACCAAGAUACUGCCCCUCCUCCUUCCAACUGGUGGUCCUAGUGACCAAGAUGCUGCCCCUCCAACUCCAUCAGUCGAAUGACAACCAUCCCCUUCUCAUUCCUGUCUUCCUUUAAUCGCUCUAUCCGUUACGCCUCUUUCUCUAAGGCCAUCAAGGCUACCCUGACCCCCCCCCAUCCCUCCUCUCUUUCAAAAAAAGAAUACCUUCGCUUCAUCAGCUGCAACUUUCUAACAUCCCCGUAACUCCCCAGCCCUCCCAACUCAUCCCCGUAACUCCCCAGCCCUCCCAACUCAUCCCCGUAACUCCCCAGCCCUCCCAACUCAUCCCUGUAACUCCCCAGCCCUCCCAACUCAUCCCCGUAACUCCCCAGCCCUCCCAACUCAUCCCCGUAACUCCCCAGCCCUCCCAACUCACCCCGUAACUCCCCAGCCCUCCCAACUCAUCCCCGUAGCUCCCCAGCCCUCCCAACUCAUCCCCGUAACUCCCCAGCCCUCCCAACUCAUCCCCGUAGCUCCCCAGCCCUCCCAACUCAUCCCCGUAACUCCCCAGCCCUCCCAACUCAUCCCCGUAACUCCCCAGCCCUCCCAACUCAUCCCCGUAACUCCCCAGCCCUCCCAACUCAUCCCCGUAACUCCCCAGCCCUCCCAACUCAUCCCCGUAACUCCCCAGCCCUCCCAACUCAUCCCCGUAACUCCCCAGCCCUCCCAACUCAUCCCCGUAACUCCCCAGCCCUCCCAACUCAUCCCCGUAACUCCCCAGCCCUCCCAACUCAUCCCCGUAGCUCCCCAGCCCUCCCAACUCAUCCCCUUCUCCUCAGCUUCCAGUCUUCCUCCCUGAAUAUAGUUCCUAGUUCUGGCUAUUGUUGGCAUUUGUUAUGCUUCAGAAGUAUUUUUUAUUCAAACUAAAGUGUUAAAAAGGGGGUAGCUCUCUCUGGUUGCAUCUCAAAUUAGAACCUAUUCCCUGAAAUAGAGCUUUGGUCAACGUAGUGCACUACAUGGGGAAUAGGGUGGUAAAAAUAGUGCACUACAUAGGGAAUAGGGUGGU
Coregonus clupeaformis (lake whitefish) is the source of this 3562-nucleotide messenger RNA. It is a transcript of the gene clgn, whose product is annotated as calmegin. The transcript has 14 exons. The record is from RefSeq and is a predicted model, not a curated record. Gene Ontology annotation, cellular component: endoplasmic reticulum; endoplasmic reticulum membrane. Lineage: Eukaryota; Metazoa; Chordata; Actinopteri; Salmoniformes; Salmonidae. Gene Ontology annotation, molecular function: calcium ion binding. Bases 372 to 2321 code for a protein of 649 amino acids. Gene Ontology annotation, biological process: protein folding.